Entrophospora sp. SA101 is the source of this 330-nucleotide messenger RNA. NCBI's taxonomy places the organism in Eukaryota, Fungi, Glomeromycota, Glomeromycetes, Entrophosporales, Entrophosporaceae. The record is from the annotation of a GenBank genome assembly.
AUGAUACUAUCAAUUGGUGGAACAACCUCUACUACACUACAACAACCUUUUCCAGAACUAUCUCAAAGAAAUAAAAGAAGAAUAUUAUCUAGUGGUUCCAAAUUCAGAAAUAGCCAGAGACCAAUCUCUAUGGAUCCACAAUCUUCUUUAUCAUCAUCAGACAAAAGUAAUGAUAAGCAUGCCAAUCCAAUUUUAUCAUCUUUAUCUAUUAUUAAUCAUUCAUCAUCACAUAACAGUCGGCACAAUAACAAUCAAGAAAAUAAAAAACAACCAAAGAAAAGUAUGAGUGCAACAAAUUUGAUGAAACAUGCUAAAACAAUAAGGAGAUGA